Messenger RNA from Vollenhovia emeryi, 550 nucleotides. RefSeq names its product tRNA-specific adenosine deaminase 2. The record is from RefSeq and is a predicted model, not a curated record. Lineage: Eukaryota; Metazoa; Arthropoda; Insecta; Hymenoptera; Formicidae. Gene Ontology annotation, molecular function: tRNA-specific adenosine-34 deaminase activity. The transcript has a single exon. Gene Ontology annotation, cellular component: cytoplasm; nucleus. Gene Ontology annotation, biological process: tRNA wobble adenosine to inosine editing. Bases 17 to 544 code for a protein of 175 amino acids.
AUAUUUAAUAGUACCUAUGGAUACCUUGGCGUGGAUGGACGUUGCAUUACAAAAAGCCGAGGAGUCCUUGAGAGCUGGCGAAGUCCCGGUUGGUUGUUUAUUUAUCUAUAAUAACGAAGUAAUUGCGACGGGCAAUAAUACGGUAAAUGAAACUUGUAAUGCGACUCGCCAUGCCGAGAUAAAUUGCAUCGACCAAGUCCUAAAGUUCUGUACGGAGAAACGCACGGGCUGCGAAACGGUGUUUCGUAAUCUAGAUGUAAUUGUCACGGUGGAGCCGUGCAUAAUGUGUAUGUCGGCACUGCUUCAACUACAAGUACGGAGUAUUGUAUACGGCUGUGCGAACGAUCGAUUUGGCGGUUGCGUCAGCGUUCUUGAAGUACCAAAGCUUUACGAUCCGAAAGUAGUGAUACAGGGAAAUGUUAAAGGAGAGGAAGCCAUGAGGUUGCUUCAAAGUUUUUAUAAAGGCGUCAAUCCAAACGCGCCCGAGUCAAAAAUCAAAAAAGGACGCAAGACUAAAGGAACUUUGUCAGCGGAGAGCAAAUAAUCUUUC